CUCACAUCUCGAAACCCGCGCGGUAAAGACACCCCCCUGCAAGCCAGCCAGUCCAGUCCGUGCUGUAGUUGUUCAGAUCAGAAUCGAAUCGCGCCGGGAUGCCCAUCCUGCGCCCACUUCCCUCCCUCCUCUCAAGAUCCGUGCAACAAGGCUUGCUUGCUUGCUUACGAGAACCGACUCCAACCAGCCUCUCUCUCUCUUCUCUAGCCCCACAUACCAACCUGUACCUCAACACCUCGAAAAUUGCAACGAACAGCGAUUUGUACGUACAACAAUCAAUCAGCUUGUCUUGCUUGUUGCUUGCUGCAGUUCAAUUCAUCCAUCCAGCUAGCCAGCCAGCCUUCCCGCUUGCGAUGAUGGGCCAGCAGCCAGCAGCCAGCCAGCCAGCCAGCCAACAUUUUCCCAUUCCCAAACAGCACAGCACCCCCAAUCUCGUUCCCUCCCUGACGACCAGAGAACCUUCCAUGCAUAUGCAGCCAGUGUAAGAGAGAGAGAGAGAGAGAGAGAGACCUGGAGAGAGAGUGAGGAAGGAAAAUUGGAAGCAAAAAAGCGUGACCGGGUCGACCGAUCGAUCGGCCGAACGUUUAGCCCGGCCUUACUGUACGUUGCUGGGGGGGGGGGGUAGAUGGAUGGAAAUACGCUUCGGCCACUCAGGGUGCUGGGUAGCCGCCAGACGGGGUGCCAAGAGGGGGUCGGGUGUGAUUGGUCAGCUCGUGAAGCACGGUUCAAAGCAUGG
Molecule: messenger RNA, 736 nt
Organism: Mollisia scopiformis
Lineage: Eukaryota; Fungi; Ascomycota; Leotiomycetes; Helotiales; Mollisiaceae
Exons: 2
Coding region: 99-485 (128 amino acids)
Source: RefSeq, a predicted model, not a curated record